ACCAUGUCCUCCACCGCCCUGCCCCCCGCCACCGCCCCGCGGAGAGGCCUCGGCAUGUUCGUGUGGACCAACGUGGAGCCUCGCUCCGUGGCCGUGUUCCCCUGGCACUCGCUCGUGCCCUUCCUGGCCCCCUCCCAGCCCGAUGUCUCCCCGCAGCCCCCCCAGGGCCACCAGCCUGUCAAUCACCCGCCGGCAGCCAAUCAGAGCAAAGAGCCCCCCGAAUCUGCCGCCAUUGCCCCCGAGCUGGGGUCGGGGCUGGAACCGGGGCGUUGUGGGGGGGCCACCCGCCCCCAGAGCCCCCCCCCCGCCGCCCCCCCCGUGGCUCCGCCCCCCGCCGCCCCCCCGGGCCCCGAGGAGGAGCCUCCCCUGCCCCCCCGCCUGGACAGCGAGACCGAGAGCGACCACGAUGACGCGUUCCUGUCGAUCGUGGCCCCGGAGCUGCCGCUGCCGCUGGGGCCUGGGAAGCGCCGGACGCAGUCGCUGAGCGCCCUCCCCAAGGACAGGGAUGGGGACAAGGAGGGCCGCAGCCCCAGCAAGCGCGACAAGGACCACAUCCGGCGCCCCAUGAACGCCUUCAUGAUCUUCAGCAAGCGGCACCGGGCCCUGGUUCACCAGCGCCACCCGAACCAGGACAACCGCACGGUCAGCAAGAUCCUGGGCGAGUGGUGGUACGCGCUGGGGCCGCGCGAGAAGCAGCAGUACCACGACCUGGCCUUCCAGGUGAAGGAGGCUCACUUCAAGGCGCACCCCGACUGGAAGUGGUGCAACAAGGACCGCAAGAAGUCGAGCUCCGAGGGGGGGGCGCGGGGGGCCCCCAAAGAGCCCCGCGAACGCAGCGCCUCCGAGAGCGGGCCCGCAGCGCCCCGGCAGGGCUCCUCGGACCCCCCCGAGGCCGCGGCGGGGGCGGGGCCGGCGCCGGGUGGGGGAGGGGCGCAGCGGCCUCGCGCCUUCUCGCACAGCGGAGUCCAGGGGCUGGGGGGGGCCGAGCCCCACGGGCGCCCCCUGCGGGAGCUGGGGCAGCUGGUGUCGGGGCCUCCCCCCCCUCCCCCCGCCCCCCGCCCUGCCCCCGCCUCCCUCCCGCCGCCCCCUCCCCCCUCGUCGCGCGCCCCCCCGCGCCCCCCCCGCGCCGCCAGCGAGGAGAUGACGAGCGACGAGGAGCGAAUGGUGAUCUGCGAGGAGGAGGGCGACGAUGACGUCAUCGCGGAUGAUGGGUUCCCCCCCCCCCCCCCCACCACCACCGACAUCGAUCUCAAGUGCAAGGAGCGCGUCAGCGACAGCGACAGCGACUCCUCGGGGGAUGAGGGCAAGCCCUUCCCCCGGAAGCUGUUCCCUCCGGCGCCUCCCCUCCCCCGCCCCGUCCCGGACCUGGAUCCCCCCCCCGGCCCCUCCGAGCCCCUCCCCCCAAGCCCCGCCCCCUACAAAGGGCCCCCCCCCGCCCCCCCCAAGCGCUUCGAAGGGGGGGCCCCUCCCCCCCCCCGCCGCAAACGGGGGCGCGACCCCCGGUGGGGGAGGGGCGGCUGCUGCGGGGGGAGGGGGUCUCCCCCCGCCCCUCCCCCACCCCACGCUGCGCCCCGGCCCCGCCCCUCCCCCCACCGCGGACCCCAAAAUGGGGGUGGGGGGAGGGGAGCGCAAAGCCCCUCCCCCCCCGGUGGGGGAGGAGCGGGGGGAGGGGUCGUGGCCAACCUGGUGCUGGGGGGCGGCGGGGGGGUGGGGGGAGGGGCUGGAGGUGGCGGAGGGGGAGGGGGGGGCCCGGGCCCCCCCUUGGCUCUUUUGGCCCCUCCCCCCCCGGUGCAGUUCAUUGCGCAGCCCCACGGAGCGGGGGGAGGGGCGGGGGGCGGGGCGGGACCCAACGGGCCCCUCCCCCCGCCGCUGGGGGUCCUGCAGCCCCCCCCCCGCCCCCCCCCCGCAGGGCAAGGGGGCUCCCAUCACGCAGGUUCAGUACAUCCUGCCCACCCUGCCCCUCCCCCACCCCAAGGCCGGGCCCGCCCCUCCCCCCCCCUCCGCCGCUGGGGGCCCUCCCCUCCCCCACCCCCGGGCCGCGGCCCCGCCCCCCAGCAAGGGGGGGCCCCCCAAGGCCCUGCCCCCCCCUUCGUGCAGCCCCCGGUGCUCGGCUUCACCGCGCUGGGGCCGGGGGGGUCGGCGAUCGUCCAGCCCCUGCUGCCCGGCCUGUCCCCGCUGCCCCCCCCAACGCUGCCUCCAGCCUCGGCCGGGCCGGUCCUUGCCGCCAUUUACCCUGGCCCCGCCCCGGGCCCGCCCCUGGCCCCGCCCCCGCCACCGGAUUGGUCUACAGCGUGGCGGGAACCGCUCCUUCCGUGGCCCCGCCCAUCCUGCCCAAGGGAGGACCCGCCCCCAGCCAGGGCAAUGCAGCUUCCCCCCCUCCCGCCCUCCCCGCCCCCCCCUCCCGAAGCCCCCCAAAAGGUCAAAGCCGCCAUCGCCACCAUCCCCAUUGGCUGCUACGAGGGGCCACGCCCCCCGCCGGACCCCCCACGUGGCCCUCCUGACCCUGCCCCUCCCCCACCCCCCCCUCCCCCCUCCCCCCCCAACACCGAGGCCUGGAGCCAACGGGACCCCGGUGAGGAGCCGCCCCCCACCCCCCCCUCGGGGGACACGGGUGCCAAGUGGAGGCCGCCGCCCCCCGAGAGCCGCCCGGAGCCCCCCCCCACCGCUCCUGGCCCCUCCUCCUCCUCUUCCUCCUCCUCCCCCCCCCACCCGGAGGGGCCCCCCCGAAGCUCCGCCCCUCCUCCCCCCCCGCCGGCCCCGCCCCCCCCCGCCGAGGAGCGCAAGGAUGGGGGAGGGGCGGGGAAGAAAGUGAAAGUGCGGCCCCCCCCCCUCAAGAAAACCUUCGACUCCGUUGACAAGGUGCUGUCGGAGGUGGAUUUUGAGGAGCGCUUCGCGGAGCUCCCCGAGUUCCGGCCCGAGGAGGUUCUCCCCUCCCCCACCCUGCAGGCCCUCGCCACCUCCCCCCGCGCCAUCCUGGGCAGCUACCGCAAGAAGCGCAAGAACAGCACCGGUCAGCGGGGGGGGGAGGGGAGGA
Messenger RNA from Pezoporus flaviventris, 3034 nucleotides. RefSeq names its product protein capicua homolog. Gene Ontology annotation, cellular component: nucleus. The record is from RefSeq and is a predicted model, not a curated record. Gene Ontology annotation, biological process: regulation of transcription by RNA polymerase II. NCBI's taxonomy places the organism in Eukaryota, Metazoa, Chordata, Aves, Psittaciformes, Psittacidae. Gene Ontology annotation, molecular function: RNA polymerase II transcription regulatory region sequence-specific DNA binding; DNA-binding transcription factor activity, RNA polymerase II-specific.